CAGCUGUUAAUCAGUUCACAAAGGGUGCCUUCUCCCCAUUGGCAGAGCUGCGCAUACAUCUCCUACUGCAUUCCUCAAGACGCAUUAAUUGAGCAGAUAAGUCUAUCCUUUUCCCACGCAGCCAGCAAGCAACGACAGAACGAUGGCAUGCACAUUGGGGCUGUUCGGACGAUGGUGAUGCCAACACCCGCCUAGUCAGUUCUUGGCUAUGGCGUGCCGGUCCUUCCCUGUCCUUCUCACCUGGCGACCUCUUUGGCAUGGCAGGGACGCCCUUGGCUCCUUCUGUUCCUGUCUCAGAUGUGGUGUGUCCGUCCUUCCUUUCUGCGUUCAACUGGUAUCGCUCCGUCUCUCCUAGUUUUAAUCGCCUUGUGUCUAUCGCCCCUUCUUUCACAUUAUGGAGGUUGUGACUUCCUCGCGAGACGACGUGAUGCCGGGCUCGCAAUUUCUCUUUCUGUUGCGGUUACGCUAUCGCUCCUUCCAUUUUGUUUUCAUAUAGCCUCGCACAUUGUUUACGAUGUUGCAACUACCAUCUCUCCCUCGCUCCUUCCUUCCUUCUCUGAACCACCCUCUCGUGCCCUUUGGCCCAUCAACAGCUCUCGCUCUUUCUAUCUCUCGAUUUUAACGGCCCUCGCUCGCACCUUCCCUUCCAUUCUCAACUUUACAACCACGCCAUCAUGCCUUUACCCCCCCCGCUCUUCCCAAACGUCCUCCCCAAACGUCCUCCCCAAACGUCCUCCCCAGAUAUCCUCUCUACAAUACAAUACCUCUCCAUCGUCAGUCAAGAAUCAGUCAAGCAUCUCUCAGUACCACUCGAUAAUAACUCAAUUACCAUUCAAUCAUCUCUCAAUCAUCACACAGUCUCUAUCCCGCAAAGACCAAACAACGAGCCAAGCCAACACAUACCCUCGCCAUGUGUCGCCUUGUAGUUACAAUCCACGCCUGCGGCUGCCCAGGGCCAAAACAGUCGCAAGCCCGCGACUGUACAAGCGCCCAGGCCAUGAAAACUUACCUCAAAUCACAGCCUGAACUGCGCUUCAGGCUGGCCAGGAUAUGCAUGCUUGAUAUGAAUAAGGGCAUCAUAACGCAGCGACUCGACAGAGUGUGCAAGGUCUGUAGUCAGGGAGUGGACCCGGGUGAUCUGAUACUUUGGCCGAAAAAUGGGGCGGGAGAGAAGGCGAGCGAGGAAAAGGGGCCGAGUGACCUGGGGAAGUUGGGGGAGGAGACAAGGUUGAUAGAGGAAGAGAGCAUGGUUGAGGGGCAGCAGGUGAGCGAGGAGCCGAUGAGGGCCCAGGAGGUGAGGUUGGCCCAGGAGGCGAGUGGGGAUGGGAGGGGGGCCGAGGGUUCAGGUGGGAGGAGUCCGACAGACGAUGAUGAGUGGUCAAUUUCUUUGAGUGACUUGGAAGCUACAAAUUUGCCAAGAACGACCGAGGAGAGAAUUUUGUCUGAGGACUGGUCGAUGACUUCAGAUGGGUUAGCGGAGGCAAAAGGGGAGCUGGCGGAGGAGGAGAGAAGGUUUUCUGAGGACUGGUCAUUGACUCCGGAUGGGAUGGUCGAGGCAGAAGAGGAGCUGGCGGAGGAGGAGAGAAAGUUUUCUGAGGACUGGUCAUUGACUCCGGACGGGAUGGUGGAGGCAGAAGAGGAGCUAGCGAAUACGGAGAGAAGUUGGUCUAUAGACUGGUCGGUGAGUUCGACUGAGCUAGCGGAGGCAAAAAAGGAGGAAGAAGAAAGGAUGGCAGAGGAGGAUAGGGAGAUCGCCGGGGAAGAGAGGAUGAUAUUGGCGAUGGCAGAUGAUCGCUACAAUAUCACGGGAACAGCAAUGGACGCAAGGUUCCCCUUAUGGCUCAACCUCGGCCCCCGAGACAAGAAAGCCGUAGAGGCUCCGGCUGAUGGCGGUGCUGCGGGGGUACCUGUCGCUGCUCCAAGUGGAAAUGAUAAACCUUUACCGAUGGCCGGAGUUCUGGAAGCUGACAGGCGGGGAGCAAUGGAUACAGGAACUGUUACCAUUCCCACGAAACUUGUUCCGCGAACUGAUUAUUAUAAGGUUCUAUCAGGAAUGGAGGAUGUUGCUUUCAUCGAAGAGGUGGCGGACGCUUGUACGGAAGAGGUUGAGCAAUGGACGGAAGGCGGCAAGAUUUAUCUAGCCGUGAAGGCUGCUAUGGGAGAUGAGUGUGUAGGAACUUACCAGUUUGUUGCUGGCCAGGUGGGAAUUAUCAUUACGAAUUUUAUCAUAUGCGUUAUUGCGGCGGCGUUGCGUCCACUUCAAAAGGAGCAAAAGAAAAUCAAGGAGGAAAAGAAGCUUGCACGUGCACAAGCUUGGAUAAACGAAUCUGGGGCCGCUUUGGCAACUGUGUGGCCAGGGGAUGUUUUGGGACCAACUGUGUGGCUAGAAGAGGCUUGGGCACUAACUGGUGGUGGUUUACAGGUUGAUGAUUUUGGGGGGUUAAAUGAUGCCCAGACUCCACUACCGUCAACACUUGGCAUCAAUGCCUCACCGACAUCCGGCAGAGGGAGAGGGGCCGGGCGAGCAAAGGGAAGCGCGAGAGCAAGGGGUGGCGGGAGAGCCAGGUGGGGUGGGAGAGCAAGGGGGAGCGGAAGGGCGGGAGGAAACACUGGAAGUCGUCCGCCAAUAACUGAUAGUGCUGCUGGAGUUGCUACUGCUCCUAUACUGCCAACAGUCAGUAAACUUCUUGGGCCGGAAGCAUCAGGCAACGUACGGAGUACGAGGAGGAGAGGGAGGCCGAGAGGGAGUAGGGGGAGGGGUAGAGGUAGGGGGAGAGGUGGUGGGACUGCCGAGACUUCGACACUACCACGACCAGUCGAUCAAUCUCUCAUGCACUAUGGCCCCCAACUAGGCAAGAGAAAUAGGUCAAUUACCCCUAAGACUAUGGUGGGUUAUUUGCAAACAACUGAGGGUGCCGCUGGGGGGGUUGCUGGGGCUCCUAUAUUACCACCAAUAAUCGAUAAAUCUCUCAUGUCUGAUGGCUCCGAACUUGGCAAGGGGAACAGGCUAAUCACCCCUAAGGCUAUGGGGAGUUCAACAGGUGCCGUUGGGGGGGUUGCUGAAGCCCCUAUAUUACCACCAGUACUUGAUAAAUCUCAAGUGUACGAUGGCUCCCAACUCGGUAUAAAAAACAGGCAAAGUGCCCCUGGGGCUAUGGGGAGUCACUUGCAAACAACUGAGGGUGUAGCUAUGGGGUUCCCCGAAACUCUUAUCCUACCACCAACACUUGAUAAAUCUCGCAUGUACGAUGGCUCCCAACUCGGUAUAAAAAACAGGCAAAGUGCCACUGAGGGUGUCGUUGGGGGUUCCGCCGAGACUCGUACACUACCAGAGACAGUUGACAAAUCUGGCAUACCAGAUGCCUCCCAACUAGGCAAGAGGAAAAGGGAAAGUGACUCUAAGACUGUCGGGGGUAAUUUGCGAAAAACUGAGGGUGCCGCUGAGGGUCCUGCCGAGCCUCGUAUACUACCACCGACACUUGAUAAACCUCUGAUGUCAGAUGCUGCCCCCCAACUAGGCAAGAGGAACAGGGAAGAUGCCUCUGAGACUAUCGGGACUCACCUCCAAACAAUUGAGGGUGCCACUGAGGGUGCUGCCGAGGGUUCAAAGGACGCCGAAACCCCUCUACAAUCAUCAUUUGGCACAGAUUUCCGGUCGGAUGCCUCACAGGUAUCCACGAGGGGGGGGGGAAGGGGGAGGGGAAGAGGGAGGGGGAGAAAACGCGCGAGAGCAAAUUAG
Molecule: messenger RNA, 3739 nt
Organism: Pseudogymnoascus destructans
Lineage: Eukaryota; Fungi; Ascomycota; Leotiomycetes; Thelebolales; Thelebolaceae
Exons: 3
Coding region: 911-3739 (942 amino acids)
Source: RefSeq, a predicted model, not a curated record